GGUAACAGUGACAAUUUUAUUAAUGGAUAAAAGUUAUAUUUAUGUUGAAUACAUUUCUUUUUUCUCUCCUUCUUAAGGAAUUGAACGACCUGGCGCGGGACCCCCCAGCACAGUGUUCAGCAGGUCCCGUUGGAGAUGAUAUGUUCCAUUGGCAAGCUACAAUAAUGGGGCCAAAUGACAGUCCCUAUCAGGGUGGAGUAUUUUUCUUGACAAUUCAUUUCCCAACAGAUUACCCCUUCAAACCACCUAAGGUUGCGUUUACAACAAGAAUUUAUCAUCCAAAUAUUAACAGUAAUGGCAGCAUUUGUCUUGAUAUUCUACGGUCACAGUGGUCUCCAGCACUAACUAUUUCAAAAGUACUUUUGUCCAUCUGUUCUCUGUUGUGUGAUCCCAAUCCAGAUGAUCCUUUAGUGCCUGAGAUUGCUCGGAUCUACAAAACAGAUAGAGAAAAGUACAACAGAAUAGCUCGGGAAUGGACUCAGAAGUAUGCGAUGUAAUUAAAGAAAUUAUUGGAUAACCUCUACAAAUAAAGAUAGGGGAACUCUGAAAGAGAAAGUCCUUUUGAUUUCCAUUUGACUGCUUUCUAUGAGCCCACGCCUCAUCUUCCCCUGUGCACAUGUUUACCUGAUACAGCAGUGCUGCGUGUUGUACAUACUUGGAACAACAAACUAGAAAUACUGUACUUCUGUACCAACAUUGCCUCCUAGCAGAGAAGUGUGUGUGUGACAAGCCAGUUCUCCAGGCAUAACCUAGGUGUGAGACUAAAAGCUUUCCUUAUUGACUUAAAUUUGGAUAACGGCAGAGUGAGGGGUGGUGGGUAUGGUGUGUGCUUGGAUGGGGAAGAAAAGCUCCACUGACCUGUAGGAGAUUGUUUUUUAAGUGAAAUCCCAUUAAACUCAAAACAGUUAUGAAAAGCAAGGCGAAGAACAUGAAGCUGUUUCUGUAUUCAUUUUAUUCCGAAGGACUUAACGUCUUAGGUGAAAGUUAUGACCAAUCAGAUUAAACUCUACCUACAUCCUGUAUUUUAAGGUCUAAGUUUAACUGGUCAACAUUUAAAUGGAUUGGAGCUAUUAGUAAAGUGUGAUGGGCUUUGUUUCCAACUCUUUUACAUCUCCCCACCCUUCAACCUUCGUCCUUCAGCCCCUCCUUCUCUCUUCCAUAUUCUUUGGUUUGUAUGUGGUUUCUCAGUUAAUACAUAGCUAAUAGCUCUUAUUUUUCUUAUGUUUUUAACUGCUUAGGUCUAUCUGGAUGUAAGGGUGAAAAUUCAUUCGAUGGAAAUACUUGUGUAUAUUUAAAGACCCAAUUGCUCCUCUGGAGCCUGUACGUUCAAGAAUGAUUAAUCUGUGUAAUAAACUGAUUACUACAGUCAUUACAUAUAAUUUUGUGUGAAUAGGCUUUCUGAUUUUAAGAAUUUUGUCUAGCUGAGAUUAGUGGUGGAUUUUUUCCCACCCCUGAAAUGUUUUCAUUUAUACUGGUUGCAUUUCAAAAUCAUGAAACAAUUCAGUUUACAUAGUAAAAAGGAUAUCUUGAAAGUAAUUUUACUGAACAAGAUAAACGCAUAAGCUUAAAAGAAUUUUCAUGAAACUUAUAUGUGCAGUAUUCCAGGAACAUGACUGUUAAACUAAAUAAGAAAUUUGUUUUAUUAUUGAAACUAAGCUGCAUUUCACCGAAACCUUGUGACAUUCCUUUGGUACAUAGGACAUAAAACAAAGGCAUUGCUAUUUGGUAAGUUAAGCUUCUGUGAUUGUGAUUGUAAAAACAACAUUGACCAAACCUGGGAAACAUGAGCACAAUCUUGUAUUGGAGAGUCUACAUAAUUACUUUGCACUAACAUUGCAGGAUGUUCAUCCAAUUUUAAAUUGUACUGUAUGUGGCUUUUUGGUCUUCCCUUGACGCUAGUAAAAUGUAGUUUGAAACUUGUAAACAGCUGUGUUUGCCAGAAACAUCGUUCCUGUGAACUAGGCAAGUUACUUUUUUUCCCCCUACUUCUCCUAAUCUAAUUGUAAACCAGGCCAGCCUGAAAGCAAUGGCUGAUGCUCUCUAGCUGUCAGCUUCUUUCAAAUGCAUCUUUACACUCUUGCACAAAAAUUGAGGAAUAAAUGU
Messenger RNA from Eubalaena glacialis (North Atlantic right whale), 2103 nucleotides. RefSeq names its product ubiquitin conjugating enzyme E2 D2 (gene UBE2D2). The coding region runs from base 42 to 497 and encodes 151 amino acids. Gene Ontology annotation, biological process: protein K48-linked ubiquitination; ubiquitin-dependent protein catabolic process. Gene Ontology annotation, molecular function: ubiquitin conjugating enzyme activity. Lineage: Eukaryota; Metazoa; Chordata; Mammalia; Artiodactyla; Balaenidae. The transcript has 6 exons. The record is from RefSeq and is a predicted model, not a curated record. Gene Ontology annotation, cellular component: nucleus.